Molecule: messenger RNA, 5238 nt
Organism: Drosophila busckii
Lineage: Eukaryota; Metazoa; Arthropoda; Insecta; Diptera; Drosophilidae
Gene: rsh
Exons: 17
Coding region: 616-5217 (1533 amino acids)
Biological process (GO): activation of GTPase activity; regulation of small GTPase mediated signal transduction
Cellular component (GO): cytoplasm
Molecular function (GO): GTPase activator activity; protein binding
Source: RefSeq, a predicted model, not a curated record
CAAUAAAUCGUAUCAUUGUGUGCCACGAAAACAAAAAACCUUAACCAAUAAAAUAAAUAAUUUGCAACAAUCAAAGUACAAACAGAAAUAGACACAAAAUUAUAUAUAUUCUCAUAUACUUUAUAUAAAACAAUAAUAAAGCAAUCCAAGUCAGCCCAACGAAUCAUCUCAGCAUACCUAUUUACCUGAAGUACCCCAGUGUACGCCAUAUAUGAUGUUAAAGAGCAAGCGCAUAUAGCAGCCAUAUAUUUUUCAUAUACACAUACAUAGCAAAGAAUGCAAGAAAUCAAGUAUUAUACACCAUUGAAUGUCUAUAGCUUAUUAUAUAUUAGCUCAAUUAUAUUGUUUGUCGCUAAAAAAUAAACCCAUACACAUAUAUAUGUCAUAUUAUAUUGUUAACCACAAACAUACAACAUUUUCACACUGAGACAUUGACAAGUAAGAAGAACAAUUGUACCUCGACUACCCAAAUACCUUAUAUAUAUAUUAAGUCACCAAAAAUACUCAUAAAACAAUAACAAUAAUCUAAUAAACAAACGCGUCGCGUAGCCUAAAAUCGAAAUCGUUACAAAUAAAAAGUGAAACCCUUGCGAAAAACGCAAAAUCAGCCUCAACAUGACAAUGACAGCAGUAUGCUUUGUAUGCAAUCUACCCAUCAUGUCCCAUCAGGUGGGCCUGGUGUGGCAGGGCGGCAACGGUUGGGACGAUCUCGUCCGCGAGCAAUUGGAAGAGUCGACCAUACGUCAACGACUUGGCGGACGUCGCGAUUCAGCCGCACAGAUUGGCACACCACCGAGCACUUCCCCGCCGCCGGGACUUCAGCGUCGGCGUCGCAGCUCUUUAGCGCAACUAACGGACAUACUGCGCGAAUGGAGCGGCGGCGGGCCGUCCAAGGCGCAACAACAACAGCAGCAGCAGCAGCAACAACAACAGGCCGCCGCUGCGGCCGCUCGCAACAAAUCCGCAACAUUGAAUCGUCGCGAAACGCUCGCCGAUUUGGCGCGCAGCCUGCCCUGGCGCACGUCCACCACCGAUUCAGGCAACGCUGCCGGCAAUACAAGCUCAAACACCACAUACGUUACGCCCCGCAAACGUCGCGAGUCAAGCGCCGACUCCGGCAUACGCAGCAUGCGCUCGAGGCGCGACUCAAACACCGCCGAAUUCGUGCGCCACUGGAAUCGACGCGAGAGCACAGUUGAGGAACAAACCAGCACCAUGGUCGUGCCCGUCGUUGUAGAGUACACGGCCACUAAAAGCCCCUCGCGACGCGGUUCCGGCGAGAGUUACUUGUCAAGCAGUCGACGCGACAGCAACGUAGCCGGACGCGUAACGAUAACACCACCACCACCACCCCGCUAUCAAGUGACCAAGAAGCGUGACUCGCUUGCCGCACCAGAGUUUCCAAACUUUCGCCAAGAGCAGCGCCCCUCCACCAGCUCCGCCGGCUCCUGUUCCGACUCUGUGCCACUAAUCUCAACCAGUGCUUAUCACCAUCAGCAGGUCGACUCCGCCUGCCAGGCCCUACCGCCGCCCACCAUCAUCACCAGCUCGGUAACGCCGCCAGCCACAAGCCCCACAGCGCCCAAGGGGCGUCGCGACUCGACCACCCAAUGUGGCCGCGUCAAUCGCCGCGACUCCAAGGCAGGCAUUAGUCCGGAGCGUGCGCCACGUCUACAGCGUCUGCAGCGCCAGGCCACAGCAUUCGACGAGAGUUGCAUACCCGGCGGCGGCGGCAGCGGCCGUCGUGGCUCUCAGCCAGCUCUCAGCCCGGAUCCACCGGACGAUUGCGAGCGUCGCACCUCACGUCGGGACUCACUUUCGCCCGACAGCGCCUCGCGCGGUGGCCGCCGUGAUUCGCGCACUCAUCUCUCACCGGACAGGUCACACGAGCGGGACGGCAGUCCGCGUCGCCACACGCUGCGUCGCCAGAGCAGCUCGGCAGCACGCUCGACACGCUCGCCCGACUCCAACAACAGCUGCGCCAGCUCACGCGAUCCCAGUCCCUGCUCGCGUCCGCCGCCGCUGCCAGUCGUCGAGCAGAAUCAACGACCCGCCAUUCGGCGUCAGUCCACCACCGAGGAGAUUCUCAUUGCGCGCGGCUUUCGACGUCAGUCGACCACCGAGGAAAUGAUUCGCUGCCGUAACUUUCGGCGCCAGAGCUCCCAGAGCGAUGAUGUUUGCCGUUAUCGCGGACGCCGCGACUCGUCGGCACAAAUAAUUGAUGGAACCAUUGGCACCAUGACAGUGGAAACAACCAGCACAUUCUUCGACUCGAGUACCCAAACCGAGCCUUCACCUUUAUAUGAUAAUAAUCACUAUCAUGAGGAAUGUCUGCGUUGCAAUUCUUGUGGUUUAAAUUUGACCGGACCAAAUCAGAAGCGUGCACGUCGUUUUAAGAACCAAAUUUUGUGCGAUCUACAUUUCGCAGACGUUGCGCUAAUGGAGUGCUCGGAUUUUAUGCAGCAACUGCGCAGCUUCAAGCCACAAUCCUUGGGCUGUGCGGUCGCCAGACGCAAAAGCUCAACCACAUUAAUAUUUCCACUGCCGCCGCAAGCAUGUUCAGAUGAAUUCUGCGAGGAGUAUCCGCAUAAUCUAAUGCCCACUCCUGGCUAUUGGAUUGAAUGCUCACGCCAAAAGAUUACACUGCAAACUCCGCACACCAUUUGGGAUGAGAGCGACUCGGAGCACGAGGAUAUACGCGCUGGCAGCGCUAGCGAUGCCUAUUUGGAGCGCGAGUGCAGCGAUCUUUAUGAGGACGAUGAAGAUUCGGAGGCAACGCCCAGUCCACGCAAGAAAACAACCAUUGAGGAGCAAUGGGAUCAGCAGGGUGCAUUCGAGCUCAUCUCAGUGGAGCAAGAGACAUAUGAAAAGUAUUUCUAUGGCACCGAGCACUGGAAUUACUUUACCAGCGAUGAGGACCUGGGCCCCGUUAUACUCUCAAUCAAACAGGAAACGCUCAAUGGGCGUGAUCAGUUUCGCAUUUUGGUGCGCGCCGGUUCCUACACAGUGCAUGGACUAAUACCCGCCAGCUGUGUAUUUGCGGAUAGAUACAAUCGCGAGGAGGUUGUGCGAUCUUUGGGCAAGGAGGUGAACUUGAAUCCACCGCUAACGCUGGGACAGCUACCGGAUACGCCAGAGGAGCUGCUCAAAUUAGAUCAAGUCUUCAUCAAGUCGGAGCUCAAAGUUGGCGUUAUCUUUGUCAAGGAGGAACAAUACACCGAGGAGCAAAUUUUGGACAAUAAUGAAAAUUCAGCGCUUUUCGAUGAGUUUCUAACGCUGCUGGGCGAUCGUGUGCGGCUGCGUGGCUUUGAUAAAUACAAAGGUGGCCUCGAUACAGUGCACGAUCUAACUGGUCUUUUCUCUGUCUACACCAAUUGGCGUAAUAUUGAAAUAAUGUUUCAUGUCUCUACGCUGCUGCCGUAUGAGAAACACGAUCCACAGAAGUUGCAACGCAAGCGUCACAUAGGCAACGAUAUCGUCUGCGUUGUUUUUCUCGAGGCCGAUAAUACGCGUUUCAGUCCCGCCUGCAUCAAAAGUCACUUUUUACACACAUUCAUACUGGUGCGGGUCUCGGCGCGCAUUAAACACAAACCUACGCGCUAUGAAGUGUCCGUCGUUACGCGCGACGAAGUCGGCGCCUAUAAACCCUAUCUAUGGGAACAAUCUGUUUUUGAAAAGGGACCCAUGUUCCGCGAAUGGCUGCUCACCAAAAUUGUCAAUGGAGAGCGCGCAUCUUAUUCAGCACCCAAGUUCGCCCGCAUGCAAGAGCGUACCCGCUCCCAAAUGCUGGAGGACCUGGUAAUGAAUUUGUCUAACCACGCGGAGACUGGACAAAUUCCCAAGCCAUACAGACGCGGCUCAUGGCGACCAAUUGGCCAUAUGCGUCCGUCCUCACCGCUGCUGGAUUCGGUAAGAGAUCAGUUCGAGGACUACGAUCAGCUAGCUAAAGAUUUUACGCGAGUGUUUCUAAACGACGAGCCCUCCUGCCUAACGAAUGCGCAUCUAUUCGAUGUUGUCUUUUUGGUGGGACAGUCAAAGCAAAAGGCUCGACUCAUAGGUGUGCGUGCGAUUUUAGGUGUGCGCAGUCGCGUUUUCCAGGAAAUGCUCUAUGGCAUACAAACUGGAUUUGGGUCACCGCAGAUACCAGUGGCCGAGAUUUUCGCACGUCCUGCGCCCUCAUUGGUCUCGCCCCAAAACCAGAAACCGAAAACAAAUAAUUAUCUAACAGUGCCCGACUCGGACUCCAUACGGCCCAAGAGUGUGCCCUCGUCCCCGAUGGUCAAACGCGCGUUCUCACGCUUGGGCACAAUUACGGCGGGCUGGGGUCGUUCGAUACGGAAUAAGAAUACGAAUCAACUGAAUCCGGAUGAUAAAAAGAAGUGGAUAUCAUCGACAGAUUGUUCGAAUCGCGAUAGCAAGGACAAGGAUAAGGAUAAGCCGGGCAGCAAUCAGCUGGCAGUGCCACGCCUUUCUGUCUGCGCCGACGCCCAAAAAGUAGAUCGCGCCAAGUUGGCCCAAACCGAAUUCAAUAUCAUCGAAUUCGAUCCGGACACGUUUCGUGUGCUGCUCGAUUAUUUGCAUACGGGCACCUGCCCGCUGACCUGUGUCUCCAUUCCAGGUCUACUCUGCGCCGCGGAGCACUAUGAUCUGCCCGAGCUGCUCCAGGCCUGCUUCCAUCACUGCAAACAGUUUCUGCGCAUCGAGGUGGUCUGCCCCAUGCUCAUUUCGCUGGAGAACUACUACUGGCGCUACACAUCCGCCUCGGAGCUGGUCAACAUGAUACUGUCGUUUGUGGAGAGCAAGGCGCACUCGCUGUUCAAGUGCCCCGAGUUUCUGCAUCUGUCCGAGUCCAUGGUGCAGAUGAUAAUGUGCCGCGAGCUGCAGACGCCCGAGAUACGCAAGUUCGAGGCGAUGCUGGCCUGGGCGCAGCACAAGGUGGCCAAGCUGAAGAAUCAUCCCAACAAGGACACGCAGUUCGAGUUCGAGUGCAUUAUGGAGCGACUGACGCGCGACCUGAAUCUGUGUCGCAUCUCGCCCAGCGAGCUGCUCACCGUAGUGCUGCCCUCCAAGUCGAUGAAGAACGAGCGCAUUAUGGAGACGCUCAUGGUGCAGGUGAAUCUGGGCACCUAUCGCAUGCCCGAGCUGGACGCCUAUCGACAGCAGCUGCGUCAGCAGGAGUCCGCCGAGGCCAAUGUGCAGGUCCAUCGGGGUGGAUGAGACAGUAAGAAUGUGAGUUUC